Molecule: messenger RNA, 1483 nt
Organism: Spodoptera litura
Lineage: Eukaryota; Metazoa; Arthropoda; Insecta; Lepidoptera; Noctuidae
Product: peptide chain release factor 1-like, mitochondrial
Biological process (GO): translational termination
Molecular function (GO): translation release factor activity
Source: RefSeq, a predicted model, not a curated record
UCAAAAUGAUCAUCAGCUGUGUUUUAUAACCUCUCUUUCUAUGAGGAAUAUUUUUAUUUACGCGGCUUCAUCAUAAAAUGUUUUUUAUUAUAAAAACGCUCGUAAUCAAAGUUUAAAGUUUUUAAAAGCAAUAUUCAUACACGAAAGCUAUGUCUCUUGCAAGAAUUUUAUUCUCGAGGCGGCUAUUUACAGCUGAAAACUUCUACAUACUCCGUAAGUUUAGUUCACAAAAUGCUUUAAAUUUGUCUGAACCUGCCGUUCAAGCGUACUUAAAGCAGUUAAUGUUUGAACAUGAACACCUGUGCCUUAAUAUGAAAAGGACUUCUGAAGAAAACAGGCGCUUGUUUCAAAUAAAACCAAUCGUAAAUGUAUUGGAACAACGAGUCACAUUAUAUGACAACAUUGAAAUGCUUAAAGAACUCAAUAAAAAACCACAUCACGAUGAUGAAAUGAAAAAGAUGAUAAAAGAAGAAGCUGAAAUAUAUUUAAAGCGUAUUACGGAAGUAGACAUAGAAUUACAGUCAGCGCUGCUUGAGCCCCAGCUCUCAGAGGGCGGCGUGCUGCUAGAGGUGACGGCAGGUGCCGGUGGGCAGGAGGCCAUGCUCUUCGCGCGCGAAUUGUUCGAUAUGUACGAGUUAUAUGCCAAGUACAAAAACUGGCAAGUUUGUCUUGUCUCUCUUGAGAAGUCAGAUAUUGGUGGCAUUAGAAAAGCUUCAAUGUUCAUUGAUGGUGUAGGAGUGCCAGAAUUAAUGAAGAUGGAGGCUGGUGUACACCGUGUGCAGAGAAUUCCUGCUACUGAAAAGGGUGGGCGCAUACACACGAGUACAGUAUCUGUUGCAGUCUUGCCGAAGCCUACUGAUAUUGAAGCAAACAUCUCCGAUCGUGACUUGGUCAUUGAAACUAAAAGAGCUAGUGGGGCUGGUGGUCAGCAUGUGAACACUACUGACAGUGCUGUCCGCAUCACCCAUACUCCGACAGGAACAGUGGUUGAAUGUCAGGAAGGUAGAUCACAAAUAAAGAACAAAGAGAUUGCUAUACAAAAGUUAAGGACACUAUUAUUAGAGAAACAACAAGAAGAACAACAAUCUAAAAUCAAUAGUGAAAGGAAAUCGCAGGUUGGUUCAAGUAACAGAAAUGAGAAAAUCAGAACAUACAAUUAUCCACAAGACAGAGUUACAGAGCAUCGGGAGGGAGGUGGCACAGUUCACAAUCUGAAGGGAUUCAUGGAGGGUGAUAGCCGACUGGAAGAGUUGCAGCACAGCCUCCUCCGAGCACAGAAACGUCAGAUACUCUUAGAAGAAAUCAACCGCUUUGCUAAGUACACAAAUAUGAAGACAGUUGAUAAUAACUAAUCAAAUCAAGUAAGAUACUGCUAAAUAUUCUUCAUCUAUUAGUUAGUAUAGUGAAAAUUAUCGACAAUGAAAAUAUAAAUUUGUUAAACAUAAAUAUACUGGAUAAAUUAUUGCAGAAAUGGAUUUUAUUA